GACUCCGGCUGUCCCUCUUUGUCCGGCAACGAGUAGGCCGUAAUUAACAUGGCCAAUUUCGCGUUUGGGGAUAAAUAUUAAAUCGUAAGUCUAUUUGACAUUGAUUGUUUGUCAUAUGCGGGUUGACAUCCAUGUCUUGAUGCAACAGUCAGGUGUAUAUGAAUGAGCUGUGUGAGCAACGUUUAAAGCCUUACCUUGCUUGCUGAUGGCUAAACGGCUAACGAUAGCUAGAACGCGAAUUCAAAUCACGUUUGAAUUAAAUUCAAACCCUUAGUGCGUCAUUUACAGUCGCAUUGCACGCUCGAAUCUAACGCGCUUUAAAAUGGGGAGAAGAGCUUGGUAUGCUUGUAUCUAAAUGUCAUUUAGACAGCCAUCCAGGUAGAAACACAUCUGUAUGUGAUCACAUUGCAGGCAGGCAGAUGUGUAUUCACAUUCAGUCCAUCCCAAUCACUUCUCUUCACGACUGUUUUUUUUAAUUAACAUUUUCAGACAUAUCUGCGAUGCUCUACCAGAUCGCAUUGUUAUUUGAGGGUGCACACAUGUAACUGUUAAACGUUCAGAGAUGACAAAUCCGACUCAAAACAUGAAUGCAUCUUUCAGACAUGUUGCUGAGUAGGUGCCUGACCUCAUUGGCCCGUCGGUACACUUAAAAUUAAGCAAUUCACGCGCAAUUCCUGGGGCUGCGGGGUGAUACUCGUUGGACCCGAGGAGCUUUUCGUCAAAUAAACUAAUUUCUGUAAAUGAACGGUGUCAUGGCACCGCACCAACAGUCAUUUUAAUGGCGGGACAGCAGGCGGGACAGAGUCAAGGAAAACGAGGCAAAGGUUCCCAGAUGAAGAGCCCAGAGAAAAAGAAGAGGAAGUCCAAUGCUCAGGGGGCGGCGUUUUCCCACCUCUCUGAGUUUGCUCCCCCUCCUACUCCAAUGGUUGAUCACCUGGUGGCCUCUAACCCUUUCGAUGAUGACUUUGGUCCGCCAUCGAGAUCUGGAGGAGGGGGUGGUCCGGGUGGUGCCGCUUUUCUGCCCAGCCCUGGGGCUGGUGGAGGUGGCUACGGUGGGCCCGUUCCCGGUCGAAUGGGAGGAGGUAUGGGGUUCAUGGGUGGCCCCGGAGGACCUGGAGGUGGACAGCCCGGUCGACGACCCCCUUUUGGUCCACCAACACCAAAUGCUGGACCACAUCACCCUCUUGGAUUUGGGGGCAUGACAGGUUUUGGAGGUGGUGGAGGCGGAGGAGGUGGUGGAGGGGGAUUUCCACCAGGAGGCCCAUCCCAGUUUAAUAUGCCACCCAAUUUCAGCCCUCCCAUGCACCCUGGACAGGGCUUCAACCCAAUGCUGUCACCUGGAGGAAUGGGUGGUGGUCCAGGAGGUGGAGGAGGUCCACCUCAUCCAAGGUUUGGGAUGCCUCAGCAACAGCCUCCACAUGGACAAGGUGGACAUCCCUUCAAUAGCCCACCCUUACCUGGUGGCCCUGGCCCUCGCGGGCCUCCACAUGGGCCUAUGAACCCUAUGGGGGGUAUGGGAGGUGGAAUGAACAUGAUGGGAAUGGGUGGUGGAGGUGGUGGGGUUAAUAUGGUGGGUGGACACCCUGGGAUGCCUCAGCAAGGACAGUUCCCUCCUCCACAAGAUGGCCCGUACCCUGGAUCAAGUCCUCCUGUUGGUGAUGAGGGAAAGAACUUUGGUGGUCCAGGUGGUGGUCCACCUGUUCCCUCUCAACAGCAACCGCCUAACCUUAACCCCUCCGGUCCUCCGUCCAACAAUGCCACCCCUGGUCCGUCCCCAGCCCCUGGACCCCCACAGCCUGGAGGAGGUUUCCCAGGUCAUCCAGAUGUUGCACAACCCAAUCCCAACACUCCAGGACAACCCCAGUCGGCGCCUCAACCCCCCAAUCCCAACUCGUCCCCCACAGGCCCACUUAACGGUCCCCAGCCUCAACAAGCGCCAACCAAUCAGCAUCCUCCACCCAACUCCACUGGCGGUCCCGGCUCUAACACUCCAUCCAACCAGCAACAACCAACGCCACCAAACUCCGCUCCAGGGUCAGCAUCCUACAAUCAGCAGAACAACGCUUCUGGAGGUCCAAUGCCAAACCAGCCACCCAACUCCAACCAGAACAACCUUAACAACAGCAGUGGUGGAAACACCCCAGGUAGCAACCCCAAUCCUCCAUCCAACUCCAACUCUACACCCAACACCCAGUCCCCACUUCCCAGUGGACCCGCUCCACCAUCUGCUGGCCCAGGCUCUGGUCCCCCAAAACUAGGUGGAGGCAUGGUGUUCCCUUGUGGCCUUUGCUUGUCAGAAGUACAUGACGACCAAGAGGCCAUCUUGUGUGAGGCCUCUUGCCAACGAUGGUUCCAUAGAGACUGCACUGGCCUAACUGAGCCAGCAUAUGGGCUGCUAACUAGGGAGAGCGCUGCGGUGUGGGCCUGUGACUUUUGCCUCAAGACAAAGGAGAUUCAAGCGGUUUAUGUGCGCCAGGGACUGGGACAGCUGGUUGCUGCAAAUGAUGGCUAAGCGAGAGCGGAAGAAGGGGGAAGAGGGAUGUUUGAUAUAUUUCUUGGUGCUUCAUGUCUUGUGUUUCACGGCGAGGAAGUGAAAUGGAAUUGAAGAAUAAACCUGAGAACCAGAGGAGAGCAGACUCUGAUGCUACUAGUUGCAUUUGUUUCUUCACAGCCCUCAUAAGCACUUUCAGGGCCCAUGUCUUUGAAUGAAACGCAUUGUACCAGAUGUUGGAAAUGUUUGUAUAUAGAAUAUCAUGACACAUUUUCAAAAUUCAGCUGUUUUUGAUUGAUGUUUCACUCAUUGUCUUCAUUUCAACUGGGUGACAAAUUUGGAAAAGCAGCUUGAUUCUGGCCACAGUGAAAAGCAAAUUUUAAUAUCUAUGUACAAGAAUUUAACUUUUUGUCUUGUGUGUGAUUAUACACAUGAUCAGCCUCCAAAGAGCUGUCCAAUCUUUUUCUCUUUCUUUCCAAAAUCCAACUUCUUGAUCUGCUAAGCACUGAUGCCAACUUGCUACCUCAAAAUUUUGACAUGUCUGGCUAAGAAUGCUUUGAUUAAGGCAAGAGCGCACGGUCACCACACAACCUCUCCUCUCAGUGAUUUCCAUUUCAGUAUAUCCAAAGGAAACCGGCAGCGUCCUGACAUAUAAGACAUGUAAAUAAUCAACAUUUCACUGUGUCCGUUGUUGAAUACAUGGGCGAUCCGACAGAAACUGGGGUCCUGCGAUUCUUUGUCAAUGAAACUAGAUUGUUUCUCUUCAUGGUCAGCUACUCAAUGUUCUUGACACAAAAGUGGACAAUGAUGGUUGGUGGCAUAGCCGAUAGCGGUAAUCCAUAACCAUAUCAGUGUAGUCUUUGGAUUGCAUGUAAACCAAUGCAGUACUUCGUCAGAACUGUUUUAAUCGUUACUUUUACUGUUACGAUUAGGCCACGUCCUGGGCUAUGAAGUAGACCAAAUAACAGAACGAAAUCAAAUGUUGUCGCAGAGAAUUUCUUUUGUUUUAUUUCUACAUUUCUGUCCAAGUUGCCUUUUUCUUCUUUGUUACUCUUCAUGUACCUGUGUGUAUGCUGUUCAAUGUGCUUGCUCUGGUGCCCUCCAUUCGCCAGCGAUGUGCAGUAAUAUGGGGGGUGUUCUGGGCUCUGGCUCUGUACUGAAAGAAGUAAACUGAAUUGUUUUUUACAA
Rhinichthys klamathensis goyatoka is the source of this 3679-nucleotide messenger RNA. It is a transcript of the gene pygo2, whose product is annotated as pygopus homolog 2 (Drosophila). Lineage: Eukaryota; Metazoa; Chordata; Actinopteri; Cypriniformes; Leuciscidae. The transcript is spliced from 3 exons. The record is from RefSeq and is a predicted model, not a curated record. Bases 779 to 2512 code for a protein of 577 amino acids.